Molecule: messenger RNA, 1405 nt
Organism: Rhododendron vialii
Lineage: Eukaryota; Viridiplantae; Streptophyta; Magnoliopsida; Ericales; Ericaceae
Product: protein ORANGE-GREEN, chloroplastic
Exons: 8
Coding region: 181-1122 (313 amino acids)
Source: RefSeq, a predicted model, not a curated record
AAAAAAAAAAAAAAAAAAAACCAGGGCCUAUUAUUAGAUUGAAAUGGAGUGAGUACAUAGCGAGCUUCCUUCCCAAAGACCAACUCGUAAAAAUCGUUGCCGCCCGGAAACCGCUGCAAGAAACGAUACUCCUCUAGAGAGAGAGAGAGAGAGAGAGUGAGUGAGCCAUCAGAGGCCGCGAUGGUUUGCUCAAGUCGGCUCUUGGCUGUUUCGUACCCUACGUCGCCGCUUUUACAGACAAAUUCCCUACGAUCGAACGCGAGAUUUGUUCAACGAAAGCUCAGAUCAAACAACAGAUGGCGGCGAUCCAUGGCGUCGGAGGCCGAGAGCUCUUCGUUUGCUCCUCCAGUUGACUCCGAGCCAGCCGAUAUCAACGCCGCCGGGUUUUGCAUCAUUGAAGGACCUGAAACAGUGCAGGAUUUUGCCACAAUGGAACUAAGAGAAAUUCAAGAUAACAUUAGAAGUCGUCGAAACAAAAUAUUUUUACAUAUGGAGGAGGUUCGUCGUCUCAGAAUACAACAGAGACUGAAAAAUGUUGAACUUGGAAUCCAAAAGGAUGAGCAAGAAAAUGAACUCCCAGACUUCCCUUCCUUCAUUCCCUUCUUGCCUCCAUUGAGCUCAGCAAAUCUUAAGCUGUACUAUGCUUCUUGCUUCUCUCUCAUUGCCGGGAUUAUCAUUUUUGGUGGUCUUCUAGCUCCUACUCUGGAGCUAAAGUUGGGAAUAGGAGGUACAUCAUAUGCAGACUUCAUUAGCAGUAUGCAUCUGCCAAUGCAGUUGAGUGAUGUUGAUCCUAUUGUGGCAUCAUUCUCUGGGGGUGCAGUUGGAGUGAUCUCAGCUUUGAUGGUGGUGGAAAUAAAUAAUGUAAAACAGCAAGAACGUAAAAGAUGCAAAUACUGUCUUGGAACUGGAUACCUUGCUUGUGCUCGCUGUUCAAGCACAGGAGCGCUUGUCCUUAUUGAACCAGUGUCCACAGUUAAUGGUGGAAAUCAGCCCCUUGCACCACCUAAAACUGAACGAUGUUCAAACUGUUCAGGUUCCGGAAAGGUCAUGUGCCCUACAUGCCUCUGUACAGGGAUGGCAAUGGCAAGUGAGCAUGACCCGCGGAUUGACCCAUUUGAUUAGGAAUUUACAUCUGACGUGCACACCUUCCAGAACAACCCACAAAGAGAUGGUUCCGGCAAGGGAGUCCUAUUCGUGUUCAGUGGGUGUGCACUUAUCUUUUCUGUUUGGAUGUAAAGCUUCUGCCGCAUUUAUCUUUUUGUGCAAAGAGAACAUCAUAUAUGUAAUCCAAAUUGUCCAAACUCAUUAGGGAAACCUUGAAGCUAAGGCUAAACAUGGCAGAACCAAACAAAAACUUGCCAAGCUGUUAUGAAAAUGUAAAGAUAGUACCUGCUUUAUUUCCCCC